Messenger RNA from Sporisorium graminicola, 1371 nucleotides. RefSeq lists its product as uncharacterized. The transcript has a single exon. Gene Ontology annotation, biological process: mRNA pseudouridine synthesis; tRNA modification. Gene Ontology annotation, molecular function: pseudouridine synthase activity; RNA binding. Gene Ontology annotation, cellular component: mitochondrion. NCBI's taxonomy places the organism in Eukaryota, Fungi, Basidiomycota, Ustilaginomycetes, Ustilaginales, Ustilaginaceae. The record is from RefSeq and is a predicted model, not a curated record. Bases 1 to 1371 code for a protein of 456 amino acids.
AUGUCUGCACAAGACAGUACAGCAACGAGCAGCACCGACAAUCAAAGCCAGGAGACAGUGGCCUCUAGCACCAUGGUCGCACCCGCCGCUGUCAUUUCGGCGUCCGUUGGGCCCAUUCGCAACACCGCACGCAUCGUCACCGCUUCCGCCACAGCCUCGACAUCAGCUCGACCACUAUCCGGUAUUUUCGGAAUCAACAAACCCAGCGGUCCCACGUCCAUGUCUCUGCUUGACGAUCUCAAACCUCUGUUUGCCACCUCUCCGCUCUUUGCAGACGCCGACGGCAACAGGCCCCAGAACAAUCAACGGAAGCGUGGCAGGUUUGGCGGCAAAGGCAAAGGCAAGUGGGCUGGCGGUGCUGCUGGUGCACCCAAACUGGGUCAAGGUGGUACGCUCGACCCCCUCGCCGACGGGGUGCUGGUCAUUGGCGUUGGCAACGGCACCAAGCAACUUCAAAAGUAUCUCGAUUGCACUAAAGAAUAUCGCAGCACCGGUCUGCUCGGAUCUGCAACCACGUCGUACGACUCGUGCGAUCCCAUCUUGACGAGAAAGCCGUACGAUCACGUCACUCCUCAGAAGAUUGCGGAUCUAUUGCCCAAAUUUACCGGCACCGUCUCCCAGAUCCCACCGCUCUACUCGGCCGUGAGGAUCGACGGCAAGAGGUUGUUUGAGUAUGCCAGAGAGAAUCUGCCGCUGCCUCGACCCAUCGAGCCGCGUAAAGUCACCAUCCACGAGUUGCGCCUAGUGGAUUGGCUGGAACCGAGCAAGCAUACGUUCAAGGAGCCGGAUCGUGAGGUGCCACCUGAAGACAAGGCGCUAGUCGGAAGGGUGCUCGACAUGGCCGGUCGCAAAGAAGGUCAGACGGAUACCUUCAAGGAAGAACAGGAUGAUGGUAGUUCAAACAAGGAGCAGGAUGCAGAUGCAGCCGCCUCCACUCCGUCGUGGAAGAGGCUCCCGACGAGCAACGGCGCUGCUGCUGUUGCUAGCAGUGCGGAAUCCGAGACCGUAGCAGCAGAGGGUGGAGCGGAUGCAGGACCACCAGCCUUCGUACUGGAAAUGACCGUAUCCUCCGGCACGUACGUUCGCUCAAUCGUCCACGAUCUCGCCAUUGCCGCCGGAUCAGCCGCACACGUGCAGACACUGACUCGUACACGCCAGGGCGAAUGGUCCAUCGACACAUCAUCGAGUGCCGAGGGCCAAGACAAAGAGCAGACCGGCGUUCGUGGAAACUGCAUCGACUGGAAAGUAUUUGCCGAUGCCAUCGCCGACAUGCAGCGCGAGAAGACAGACGCCACCUUUAAGUCUCCUCGCGAUUCAGAAGGUUUGCGCGAAUGGGAGCGCCAAUUGCUCAAGGUCAUUGUUCCUGUCUAA